Molecule: messenger RNA, 1477 nt
Organism: Pundamilia nyererei
Lineage: Eukaryota; Metazoa; Chordata; Actinopteri; Cichliformes; Cichlidae
Gene: mkrn2
Product: makorin, ring finger protein, 2
Exons: 10
Coding region: 101-1345 (414 amino acids)
Biological process (GO): protein polyubiquitination
Molecular function (GO): ubiquitin protein ligase activity; metal ion binding
Source: RefSeq, a predicted model, not a curated record
AGUGGAACCUUAUUGCUGUGCCCGCCGUUCUCCGUCGGAGCGGUUUAAGCGGCGCACCGCGGUGACAGCUCGGAGCAGUUGUUGAAGGUCCGCGGGGAAGAUGAGCACCAAACAGGUGACCUGCAGGUACUUCCUCCACGGCGUGUGCAGGGAAGGCAACCGCUGUCUCUUCUCCCACGACCCGAGUACCAGCAAACCCUCCACCAUCUGCAAGUUUUACCAGAGAGGGGCGUGUGCCUACGGAGAGCGCUGCAGGUAUGAUCACAUCAGGCUGUCAUCCAGAGGAGGAGGGAGCGGAACUUCAGAGGACCUGACAGGGGGAGGAAGAGGAGGAGGGGCAAGUAGGUCUGGCAGAGGCGGAGCCAAGAAGACGCUGGUGCUGAGAGACAGAGUGCUGGGCGUCGAAGACGUGUUCAGGGGCCCAUCAGACAACUCGGGGUCAGAGGUCACAGCAGCAGCGACUGCAUCUCCGCAUUCAUACGUGGAUGCCAUCAGGGCGGGUCUAGACGCCUCGGCGCAGGAACGAGCUCCUCCUCCAGUGGGCGGGGCCUACCCGGACCUCCCCCAGCUGUGUCCCUACGCUGCCGGCGGGCGCUGUUUCUAUGAGGACAGUUGUACGUAUCUCCACGGCGACCUGUGCGAGGUGUGCGGCCUGCAGGUGCUCCACCCCCAGGACCCCGAGCAGAGGAGAGCGCACGAGAAGAUGUGUCUGCUGGCCUUCGAGGCCGACAUGGAGAAGGCGUUUGCGGCCCAGCUCAGCAAUGACAAGGUGUGCUCCAUCUGUAUGGACGUGGUGGUGCAGAAGGCGAACCCGUCAGAGCGCCGGUUCGGCAUCCUGUCCUCCUGCAAUCACAUCUUCUGUCUGUCCUGCAUCCGAAAGUGGCGCUGCACCCGAAACUUCCACAACAAGAUCAUCAAGUCGUGUCCACAGUGUCGGGUCAUCUCAGAGUUCGUCAUCCCGUCGAUGUACUGGGUGGAGGACCAGGAUGAGAAAGACCACCUUAUAGACCUCUUCAAGUCCGGAGUCGGUAAGAAGGCCUGUAAGUACUUUGAUCAGGGCCGUGGCUCGUGUCCGUUUGGUGGGAAGUGUUUGUACCUCCACGCCUUCCCGGACGGAUCGCGGGCGGAGGCCGAGCGCCCACGGAAGCAGCUGAGCUCGGAGGGGAGUGUGCGGUUCAUGAACAGCGUCCGCCUCUGGGACUUCAUCGAGGAGCGCGAGCAGCGGUCCGUCCCUCCCCUGCCGUCCCUCACUGAUGACAUCACAGAACUGAGGGAGCUCUUCAUGCAGAUGUCGGGGCCGAGCCACGAAGACGAGCCGGAGACCUCGCCCGCCAACGACCUGUAGUCUCCAUGAAACCUGUGCCGGGUCCACACCAGAUCAUGUGAUAAGGGGCACGUUGUGUCCGCAGGUUUGAUUCCCUGAGACGGGAUGGCGCUUAAUUUAUUGUGUACAUGAGUAAAUACAGUCUGAAGACCA